This is a messenger RNA of Eupeodes corollae, 1362 nucleotides long. RefSeq lists its product as uncharacterized. The record is from RefSeq and is a predicted model, not a curated record. The coding region runs from base 718 to 1362 and encodes 214 amino acids. Lineage: Eukaryota; Metazoa; Arthropoda; Insecta; Diptera; Syrphidae. The transcript has 2 exons.
UCAGCCACUUUAAAAUAAGGUGAUGGUAAUCUUAAUACCAAUCUACUUAACACAACUGGACUUCAUAUCGAAAUAAAUAGAUUCCGUUUAAACGCUCUUAGAUUCAAUUAAGUUCAUCAUUUCAUUCUCAAGAGAAUUUUCUGCUAAAACAAACCAUACUUUUUCCGCUUAAAAUUAACUGACUUCUCAAUAAUUCUAUGUGUUAACUUAUUGAUUCAAUAAAAUUUUCUUGAAAAGGUGCAUCAUUUUAAAUUAAAUUGAACAUCUCCUUAAACAAAAGUCGCCACUUAUACAUACAUGCAGUGAUAAAAACGUUCCAUGCUACCGUGCAAGAGGAUCUUUGCAACAACAAAAAAAAAACAGUUCCAAUCAACCCAUCUACCUAUGAAUUUAAGAAGAGAAUCAUUUUAAACUAAGGGGAACAUCUUAAAACAGAAUUUUUGGUUGCUUUUGGUUUUGUCUUUGCAACAGUGUGCAUGUUCAUGUGUAUGUAGGUACGGUAGACAAACUAACGGAUUUUUCAUUAAAUGAAGUGGUGACUCUCUAUUUUAAGCAGAUGUCCACAUUAAUUUAAGUUGUGACUCCUUUUUUUAUAAGACAAUUUCAUUGUUUUUGUUAGUUUUGUUGCAUCUUAUACUCGUUCAGUAGUCGCAUUGUGUUUUUAUUCUUUUUCCAGUGAAGUGUUGAAGUUUUAUUAAAUAACUUAAGUGACUAAAAAUGUCGGAAAACAAUGAAGAAAAUAUGAUAUAUCAAUUUGUUUAUACAACUGGCGAUAGUGCAAUCGAAGGCCUUCUUUCUGAAUGGGGUCUAUGUGAAAAUUCGAUUGCACUGCUUCAUGCGCAAGGAGUCGAUCAAAAUAUACUCUGCAAAAUGGAGCGUCAUGAUAUUGAAGUACUUUUUUCAAAGGUUAAUUUAGAUUUUCGGGAAUAUAUUUUGUUUAAAGACGGAUUGUUAAAUUGGCGCAUUUCACAGGGCAAACCGUUGUCAGGACCAAGUUUAGUUGAUCGAGACACACUCUCAAUGUCCAAAUCUGUUACAAGUUGGCUGGAUAAUUUAAACCAGUCUUCAUCACCCUUAACUUCUUCUUCUGAAACACUGAAUCUCAUAGAUGUACUGAAUAUCGAAAGUGUGUUACAAAAAACGAUAAAGGGGCAGAUCAUAAUUGAGUUUUACAAGAAAAAUAACAUCUUGGAUAAUAAAUGUCAAAAGGACUUGGUCCAAUGCAUAGUAGACGAGUGCCUAAACAAGAGAGUUGUCUUAAAUUACAAAUUAAUGCAACAAAUUUCAGAAAGUAUUGUUAGACUUUCCAACGGAGAAAAAGGUAUGUAUAAUUUUUUACUUGCGAUAAACAACGUACUUUAG